Trichosurus vulpecula (common brushtail) is the source of this 672-nucleotide messenger RNA. It is a transcript of the gene FGFBP2, whose product is annotated as fibroblast growth factor binding protein 2. The record is from RefSeq and is a predicted model, not a curated record. The transcript has a single exon. The coding region runs from base 1 to 672 and encodes 223 amino acids. Gene Ontology annotation, biological process: cell-cell signaling. Lineage: Eukaryota; Metazoa; Chordata; Mammalia; Diprotodontia; Phalangeridae. Gene Ontology annotation, molecular function: growth factor binding.
AUGCCAUCGGGGGCCUGCCUUCUGUUAGUGGUGGUAUGUUGUCUUGGAGCUUUGGGACAGACCCCAAAGCAGAAGAAAAUCAAUCACGGGGAAGAGAUUCACUUUCAGACAAAGGGCAAAGAUGCUUGUACUAUGCGGGUCAGUGAUCAGGGUGAAAUCCACCUGAGGCUUGAGUGCAGGAACCAGGGCCGAGCCUCCUGGUGUGAGUAUAGUGGGAAGCCUGGGCUGUGUGGGGCCUUCAUCAGUAAUCCGACUCUGUACUGGAGCCAGGUGGUGCUGGGCUUAAGGAGGCUGAAUGAGCCCUGCCUGGCAGCCCCAGUGCUGAGGCCCACAGUAUGCCAGGGUGCUGGACCUGAGGCGCAGCUCAAGCAGGGGGCUUCUGGCCUGAAGGGUGCUCACCUCUCCAGCCAGCAGUCUGAAGCUUCUAGGCCUUCAAAAUUAGGGCCCAGGUCUGAGGGACCACUCCAAAAAGAUUCCCAGGCAGUCCAGAUGGGCAAAAGGUCUAUUAAGAAAGUUGGGAAAGCCAAGCCCACUGCCCCACCUCCAGUGAAGCCAACCCAACAAGGACAGCGUGCCCGAAGAGAGGAGGAGGCCAUGAGGAUGGCGAAAGAAUACUGUUGGGAACCCUUGCAGAAGAUCUGCUCUUUUAUCAUUGGCAUCUUUCUGGGCUAA